This is a messenger RNA of Eurypyga helias (sunbittern), 1563 nucleotides long. RefSeq names its product serpin peptidase inhibitor, clade F (alpha-2 antiplasmin, pigment epithelium derived factor), member 2 (gene SERPINF2). The transcript is spliced from 8 exons. NCBI's taxonomy places the organism in Eukaryota, Metazoa, Chordata, Aves, Eurypygiformes, Eurypygidae. Gene Ontology annotation, biological process: negative regulation of endopeptidase activity; negative regulation of fibrinolysis. Gene Ontology annotation, molecular function: serine-type endopeptidase inhibitor activity. The record is from RefSeq and is a predicted model, not a curated record. Bases 1 to 1563 code for a protein of 520 amino acids.
AUGGUGCUCCUCCGGGGUCUGUUGCUGCUCUGCCUCUCCGCUCUGCACAGUCACACGAGGUGUUCCUUGGCACACGCCAUUGAGCAAAAGCGUCUCUUCUUGGACAAAUACGGAGAGCUGAAGGACAUCAAAAGUGCUGGAGAUGUGCAGUCUGAUCCGCUGGGAGCCAUCCCAACUGUGCUGCAUGCAGAGCUGGGCAAUUUCACCGAUGACAACUUCCAGGAGAUCGAUGGACCCGUGCUGCCCUUCACCACCGCGCUGCCAGGCACGAGGAAUGACCAGAGCCCAGAAGAUGAAGUCACAGCUGAGGCCGUGGGCUGUCACCACCAGCAACUGUCUGGGGAAACGGCCUCUUCCGAAGAGGAAGGAGAGGCUGAAGAUCCAAGCUGUGAGGUGACUUGGAAGAUGAGCAGGAGGCUAGCAGAUGGCUUGAUGAGGUUCAGCACUGACCUGCUGAGAGAGGUCCAGCUGGAGUCCAACAGACCCAACGUGGUCCUGUCACCCCUCAGCAUCGCCCUCGCCUUGUCUCAGCUGGCACUGGGAGCAGGGAAUCAGACAGAGAAGCAUUUGCUGGAGGCGAUGCACCUGGAGUCGGUGCCCUGUCUCCACCACACACUGGGCACCGCUCGCAGACAGCUCACGGCAUCCACCCUCAGCCUUGCGUCGCGCCUGUACCUGCAGAACGGAUUUGAGGUGAAAGAGAAGUUCCUGGAGGAUUCGGAGAAAUUCUACGGAGCAAAGCCCAUGAUCCUUUCCGGGAUUAGUGAGGAUGACCUCGCAGUCAUAAACCAGUGGGUAAAGGAAGCAACUAAUGGGCAAAUACCCACCUUCCUACAGCAGCUCCCUGAAAACACAGUGAUGCUCCUGCUCAAUGCGAUCCACUUCCACGGGUUUUGGAGGAAUAAGUUUGACGCUAGCUUCACUGGGCCAGACGAGUUCCACCUUGACAAUGAGUUUGUGGUCCCGGUUGAGAUGAUGAAGGCCCAGAAGUAUGCCCUGAGCUGGUUUACACUGGAAUCCCAGGACAUUCAGGUGGCCAAGUUUCCCUUUAAGGGUAACAUGAGUUUUGUGGUCAUUGUACCCAACCAGUACGCUUGGAAUGCCUCUCAUGUGCUGGAAAAUUUCCCUUACAAACAGCUAUGCAGGCUCUUCCCCAAAGAGAUGCCCACCAUGGUGAAGAUCCCCAGAAUAAAACUGGACUACCAGCUGGAACUCAACAAGGUUCUCAGUCAGAUGGGGCUCCAGGAGCUGUUCACGAACCCAAAUCUCCAGAAGAUCACGGAUGAUCCUCUAUUUGUAUCCAGUGUACAACACCAGUCUGCCCUGGAGCUGAAGGAGGAUGGAGUGGAAGCCUCUGCCGUUACCAGCAUCGCCAUGUCACGCUCGGUCUCUGCCUUCAGCCUUGACCGGCCCUUUCUCUUCAUUAUCUUUGAAGAUGAAACAGGCAUCCCACUUUUUAUAGGCAGUGUCCAGAACCCUAACCCCAAUGCUGCUCCCCAGAUGAAAGGGCCAUGGGACUCACCUGAAGCAACAGAUGACAAUGAGAACCCCAUGCCCAAAUAA